Amphibalanus amphitrite is the source of this 4516-nucleotide messenger RNA. RefSeq lists its product as uncharacterized. The record is from RefSeq and is a predicted model, not a curated record. NCBI's taxonomy places the organism in Eukaryota, Metazoa, Arthropoda, Thecostraca, Balanomorpha, Balanidae. The transcript has 6 exons. Bases 806 to 3913 code for a protein of 1035 amino acids.
CCGUUUGAACGAGCGCUGCCAGUGGCAGCGACACCGGCCGCGGGGGUGUCGUGCUCUGGCCAGCUGCGGUCUCCAGUGUGGACGAUUGAGAACCUUCAAGUUCAGGUGGCUUUUGACGAGGUGGUGUGUGAUCUUCAGCGGUGAUAGGUGAAAGUUAAAUACUUGAGGAUUUUAGCGCCGGGCCUGCCCGACUGACGUCAUUGGACGUGUGUGUAGGACGAAACUUCAGCGCUGGCGUCAAAUUUCCACAUCGUCAUCGGACACCGUGUCAUCUAAUUGACGCUUGAAUUUCAGUGCGAAGAUUGAAGACCUCCUCUAAUUUCUUACGCUGAGGGCCUCUCGCGCGGCAUCAUGGUGCAGCUCUCUGGAGCUUACGGUCGGCUUUCAAGAACCGCCGGUUUCGGCGCGAACAAGGCGGCUCUGAUUGGGUAAUUUGCCGACCCUUCAGUUCACGCCCCACUCCUCUGCCACUGAGAGAGGCGGAUCCUGCAGUGCGCUCGAGAAAAAAAAAACCAGUUGGAGUCUCAACAAGAAAACACGUUCCAAGCCUCGACCCAGCGGCUCUGGUUUUAGACUCAGAGAGGGAUAUAUGCGUACAGAAUGAAGGACUGCUGAGUGGCGUGGUCGAUUUUAGACCGGCGCGGUGGUAGCGUGACGCCCACUGGCCCAGUUCAGACUGUUCGAACGACCGGCCCGGAGGACAGUUGGCAGAUUGAGUUGACUGUGUCGUCACAUUCAGCGGAGGGGCUACACGACCUGCAACUAAGGCGCGCACAAGAGCGGCGUGACACGGACCCGCCCUGUCAUGGGAGCACGACACAGCAAGCACCGCAAGUACCCGGUGCCGCCCGGCGGCCUGCACAUCAGCGCUCCCUACCCGCCAGGACGCUCCGGGUUCGAGGAGGCGGCCGUCACUAGGAACAAUCCCCUCUUCUCGAGUGGAGGAGGAGGAGGAGGAGGUGGGAGAGGGGGAGGCAGCAGGGGCGGUAGUGGAGUGUACCGCACCUACGGUAACCGUCCCAACCCGCCUUCCGAAGAGGAGGAGGACCUGGAUCGGGCCCCGUUGAAGCCAGAGGAGCGCCUCCGACGGUCUAUCAUCCGUAGCCGGCGCGGCCACGGUCACCGCUCAGCACAGCGCGAGGAACGGCGUCCUCGGGAGGACAGGGAGGACUCGGCCGGAGAGCAGCGGUCAGCGCCGCCGUCCGAGCGGUCCUCAGUGCGCUCCUCGUCUCGCUCCUCGCCGCUGAGAGCCAAGGCCAGCGUGCACUCGUUUGAGUUCCCCGGUCCUCCCCCCGGGGACCCGGACGAAGACCUCCGGCAGACGAACCGGGAGGACGAGGACCACGUGACCGUCCUCCGUCAGCCGGAGGAAGAGGAGGCGCCAGUUCCGCGGCCGGCUCCGCGGACCCUGUUCGGAAUGAUGCCUGACGUCGUAGGUCGUCCAGUGACCUCGCAGGGAAAGGACAACUCAGAUGACCGUGCUCCUGGUAAAGUGACUAUUGAAGUGGCUUGGAGAGGUGAUGAACCACAGACUCGAACCCAGGAGGAAAAUCUUGCCGGUGAGGAUGACCUUCUCAACAAGACUAUCUACCCUGACCAGAGCCCUUUCGGGUCAGAGCGGGGCUCCAUCUCCUCUGGGCGUUUGGGUAGCAGUGCAGGAGCUGGUAGCGGGGCCAGCAGAGGCAGCCAUAGAGACAACAGCGGAGGCAGCCGAGACACUAACGGAGACAUCAGAGGCAGUGCCAGGGACAGAGAUGGUGGAGGCAGAAGUGCCCGAGGCAGCGGCGGCCGCUCCCCCGUGCAUGGAGGUCUGGAUCCGCCCCUGGCCGGACCGGGGCUCUCUGAAGGCAAGCUCACAAAUGUGCCUGUCGCUGGUGAGACGGGCUCGGCUACAGGUGGCGGGGGAGGCGGCGGCGGGCCGUCACUGGGCAUGAGACGAACCAUCCGCUGGGGCGACGACGCCGAGGACCUGCCCGCCCGAUUGGAGGGUAUCGUGGAGACCAGCCGCGACACGCGGAACCACUGCUGGACACGGCAGCACCUCUCCAUCCACGGCCACACCCUGGUCACCCCCGACCUGAGGCUGCGCCUUCCGGAGGUCACCAUCCGGCCCGCACCCGAGACCAGCCACCGAAACGCUGUCAAAAUAUGCCGCGGUCACACACCGGAGCUCUUCCUGAAGUUCCGCUCUCGGGACGACUACCGCAGCUGGUUGGGCGUGCUGCGUGCCGGCUCCGGCCAACAAACCGAUGACACCACCAGUGACGUCAGCAGUGACGUCACUGACGAGAAGAAUUCUGUCGGCGACGUCUCUGAGAAGAAGGUUUCGGUGUCGUAUGGAGAGAACAACACCGUCAACAUCAGCUAUGGAGGUACCGCUGAGUCGGAGAAGUUGCUCUCUUCUAGCGGAGGAGGUGGUCUGGAGUUUGAGACCUGGGAGGUGGCGGAGGCUGCUGACGAUUCCACAGAUGGCGCUGCUGUAGACCUCGGCGAGGAAGCGUGUUCGGACGUCAGCGAUCAGCUUAUCACAGGUUUGGACGCUCCCGGGCUGGCGGCGAGCCGCGGAGGCGGACCCAUCUUCUCCCUGGACGAUAUCAGGUCCAACACUCCCCCACCGGCGUUCGCUGAUCAGCCGGUGCCACCCAACUCGGUCCGCUGGGACCUGGAAAUGCACUCUCCGGACCUCCAUCGGACCCCUGCGCGGGGAUCCACCCUGGGAUCCCGCUGGGGCCGGCCCGCCACGCCCCCCGGCGGCCGGUUCCGGCGGAGGUCCGUCUCCCCUCCCGCUUCUCUGACCUCCAACGGAGGCGGAAAGACCUCAGUUCGGGGCUCCUCGGGCGCAGCAGCCGCCUGCGCUCGGCAGAAGCUCCGCUCUGUAGAGACGCAGACCGACUCUGGCAAGUUCGGUAUGCGUCGAGCCGGCUCGGAGUGGGCGCUUCUGGAGCGCAGCGCGCAGACGGCUAGUAUCCGUUCAGAGAGAAUCCGCCGUGCCGCGCAAAUGUUUGAGGAGAUCGCACAGGCGGAGCGCGCCGCCGCGCUGGCGCUGUCUCCCCUGCCGCGCCGGCCGGCGCCGGAGGACAGCCCGGAGCCGGAGCCGGAGCCGGAGCCGGCCGUGGAGCAGGAGCGCCGCUCUCAAGUGGCAGCCAGUCGAUCUGUGGACGCCAUUGUAGCGCUCGGUGGGCCGGAGGGUGAAGACUCUGACAGAGAUGAGGAGUCGGAGGAGCUGCUCUGGCUCAGGGUCAAGACCAAGAUCGCUGAGCGACGACAGAAGUUCCAUCAGCUGGACCUGACAGCUCGCGGCGGGGGUGAGACGACGGAGGAGACCAGGCCGGCCCAGGUGGCGCCACCGUCUCCGCUGCCGGCGCUCAGCCGUCCGGUGCUCGGGUCUUCCCUGUCUGAAUCAGAAGGAGCCUCCUCGCCAGUGACCUCGGGGUCACUCGGAGAUGACCUGGAUACGUCGGGCUCGACAGGAGACGGGUCCGAUACGCUCCGAUGCUGGACCGGGAAGUACAUCGAGCAAGACGAGGAACAAGAGGUCCUGCGCCGCCUGGGUAACCCCGUGCUGGCGGAGCAGAAACUCAACAUGAAGCUGAAGACUCGAACCAGGCUGGAGGCCGGUCGGGCGGAGAGCGAGCGGCAAAAACAGCGGAUUCAGGAGCAGAGGGAUCAGACCCAGCUGAAACUGGACCAGGUCAAGGCCAAACUCACCCGCGACGGAGCCUUCGAGAGAAAAAGAUUGGAAACCGUACUGUAUCGGCUGGACCAGAGCAUCCGCGAGGAGCAGCAGAGGCUCUCUCAGCUGACACGCCGAAUCGCCGAAACCGACGGAGACAUCGAGGGCCUGGAGCGCCGGCUGAGUCAUCUGGUGGUGGAGUCGGAUACUAGAGCUUUGCCCCUCUCCCCGCUAGAGUAACAUUAGUGGUGUGGGAGUGGAAAGCUGGUGGAAAGGCUCUCUGAGCUCGGUGCGGGUGUGGUUGUGGGGAGGUGGGCCUGUGAGGUGCCAUGUGAUUUGUCAGUCCGAAUGAUAUCUGUGAGAGUCAUGUGUACAGAUCAGGUGAUUUGUAUUCGUAAGUCGAGAAUGUUUUCAACAAGCCUAUGAAUUUGUGUGUCCUGUUUUUAUGUGAUCACUGAUUAAAUUGUCGAAAGGCACAGUGUGGCGAUUAUUCCUAAGAUGUGUAAUGUCUGUAGUUUGGCUAUGUAUAUUACAUUGGAGACCUGUAAUCAAGAAAGGUAUUUUAUGUGAACGCACUCCCAGCUUAUUUUUCACAUUUUUUUUCUUGUUCCGUCCUUUCACUGCAUGAUCAAUUGCAAACAAAUUUUCAGGCUUUCUUGAAUGACUUGUCGUGUCCUCGUGAUUUUAUCUUUACUACGUGUAAUUUGAAUGUUGGUGAAAAGCGCUUGUCAAUGUGUGAUGAUCUGUGGGCUUGGCUUUCUCAACCCUUCAUCGGUUAUGGACAUUCGUCUGGCUCGCCGUUUCACAAUGCGCUUCGAAAAUUUGAAUAUAUUCACGACUGUA